Messenger RNA from Lactuca sativa (garden lettuce), 2092 nucleotides. RefSeq names its product Pectin lyase-like superfamily protein. Gene Ontology annotation, biological process: carbohydrate metabolic process. Gene Ontology annotation, molecular function: polygalacturonase activity. The record is from RefSeq and is a predicted model, not a curated record. Lineage: Eukaryota; Viridiplantae; Streptophyta; Magnoliopsida; Asterales; Asteraceae.
AGUAGUCUCUUUGCCGUGCAUAAAAGCCUAUGCGUUAUACGCACCGUUUUCGUCUUCUUUCGGAGUCACCGAAACAAAAUUCGCUCAUCACCCAUCCCCACCUUCCGCCUCUCUUCUCUGUGUCCUUAUUCUGUAUGAACCCAAUUCGCACACGUUCAUUACACAGCAAAAACAAAUCAAAAACUCCAAAUUCCCACUUUCUUUUUCUCCGAAUCCAUCGCCCAAAAUCCACCUAAAUCGGCCAUGAUCAUCGCAUGCAAGUCUUAUUAAUCAAUCCACAUCAAAUAUCAUGAUGGACAUGAGCGAAUACCCAAUCCUCAAUAAACUAAUCGCCGCCGUGAAGAAACCAUCAUGGGCUUUUCCGCUGCUUCUAUUCACCCUCGUCGUCAUCCUCAGCCUUCAAAUCACCACCAACGAAUCCGGAUUCCCGGAACGACCCGUUUCCGAUCCCGGUAUCCCCUUUGACUUUUCUGGGUCGGAUACAUGUGAUGGGUCGUUGCCGGCGAGGGAGUUGAAGAUGUCGAUUGUCGAAUUCGGUGGCGUCGGUGACGGUGUGACGUCGAACACGGCGGCUUUCUCGGUGGCGAUGAAGAAAAUGAAGAGCUUUGAGGCGAAAGGUGGGGCCCAGUUGAACGUUCCUAGAGGGAGGUGGGUCACCGGAAGUUUCAAUUUAACGAGUAAUUUCACAUUGUUUCUUGAAGAAGGUGCUGUCAUCAUGGGUUCAGAGGAUCAAAAGGAAUGGCCAAUUAUUGAGCCAUUACCUUCUUAUGGAAGAGGGAGAGAAAGAUUGGGAGGGAGACAUAUAAGCCUCAUUCAUGGUAAUGGUCUCACAAAUGUUGUCAUUACAGGGCAAAAUGGAACUAUCGAUGGACGUGGUAAAAUGUGGUGGGACCUAUGGUGGAAUAGAACUUUGGAACACACUAGAGGCCACCUUCUUGAAAUCAUGAAUUCAAGAAACAUUCUAAUUUCCAAUCUUACCCUUCGCAAUUCACCCUUUUGGACCAUUCAUCCUGUUUACUGCAGUAAUGUUGUAAUUAAAGACAUGACGAUAUUAGCUCCACUAAAUGCUCCGAACACCGAUGGCAUAGAUCCAGAUUCAUCUACAAACGUCUGCAUCGAAGAUUGUUACAUCGAAAGCGGAGAUGAUCUUGUAGCUGUGAAAAGCGGGUGGGAUCAAUACGGCAUUUCCAUGGCUCGUCCAAGCUCCAACAUCAUCAUCCGGCGAGUCUCCGGCACCACUCCGACGUGUUCAGGAGUUGGAAUCGGAAGCGAAAUGUCCGGCGGGAUUUCGAACAUCAGAGUGGAUAAUCUCCACAUUCGGAAUUCAGCAGCUGGGAUUCGAAUCAAGACAGAUAAAGGUAGAGGUGGGUAUAUCGAAAACAUCACGAUUACGAAUGUUGUAAUGGAGAAUGUUAAGGUCCCGUUAAGGUUCAGCCGUGGCGCCGAUGACCACCCUGACGACGGCUGGGAUCGGAAAGCUCUUCCGAGGAUAAAUCGUAUACUUAUAACGAAUGUGGUGAGUUUUGGUUCGAGAAAAGCCCCUAUGCUGUUGGGGAUUGAAGGUGCUCCUUUUGGGGGAAUAUGUAUGAGAAACGUUAGUUUGUGGGGUCUACCGGCGACGGUGAAAUGGAACUGUGAACACAUAUCUGGUUUCGUUAAUGGUGUUUCUCCGGCGCCAUGUUCUUUGUUGCAGAGAGAUGCAUCAAUGACCUGUACAUAGCACCCAAAGAUAGCAUAUAUGGUUCUGGAAGUGGGAAAUUUGAGAAAAGCACAGGUUGCGAUGACAAGAUUAACGGAAAUUGAAUUCAUCGGGAACUUGUAUUGUACAAUUUGUUGUGCUCCGGUGAUCGGAAGGCGCAUUGUUGGCCGGAAGUAGGAUACAUUGUCCGGCGGUUGGCUGUUUUUGUAUGCACGUUGGACAGGCAGUGAAGUUGAGGUACAACUUUUACUGCGUAAGUUAUACAUCUCUGUAGAAAAUCUGUUAAUGUAUUUCUAUGGAAAGUUGAUAUACUUUUUUAUUUUUCUGUCCAUUUUUUGAUUCAUUGUUCACACUUUACAAUUAGCUCCCUGAAUGUAAUGGUUAUUGGCUGUA